ACAAGAAGCCUUCUAUUAUGUGGGCAGUGGGCACCAACAGCUUGGUUUAUGACGAGUCAUUAACCCUGGAACGUGAUCACGUGUCAUCAAUUAACAGGAGGGUUUAAUUAUUCAUGGUAUAUAUUAACCACAUAUUGACCCUACCUGUAGUCGGACAUUGCUAUCGCUUUACCGACGAUUAUUACGAGACACCACAGAGAAACAAGCAAAGCGUUUGAAGUUGUUCCUGCAGCUCUCCUGUGUCCUGAUGGAAGUUAAACAACGCUCAGCUCCUGGCAUUCCAGAAUCAAUGACCUCGAGUGUUGCAAACGUUGACCCUAUCGAGUUGGAUGACCAAAGCACUUUAGUUAUUGUUGCAUUUUCUGAUGAUUGUUCAGAGGAAACGAAGGAAUGGCUAAGGAAGAAAUUUAUCGAACCAGUACCUGAAGGCGCUGGACUACGAGUGAAGCCGGUGUUAGACCAGGAUUCCAAGAAGACAUUCCAUCUUUCAGCUUCGGAGAAACGUCUCGUGCAAGGAGCCGAAGGUCUCAGAAUCAAGAAACGGGACAAAAAUAACAAACUCAGAGAAAUCACACAAGAAAAUUGGCAAGAAUUCGAAGAAAAUUGCGAAAACAGCAACGUACGCGUUCUGAACUCUGCGGACAAACAGAGGAUAAUAUUGGACGCUUUGAAUGAUUUACGAGCACCAGAAGAAAUGGACGUCCCGGGAUGCGUGGACAAAAAGUUGUAUAUUGGUCAAGCCAUACUUCCGUUGAUCCAGGCAUACGGUCUUGUGACCCAAAUAGUUCCGUUAAACAACAGGGAUGAGCUGAACUCGCUCAAGCAAAAAUGGUACAAAACGUUCGAAUGGCGUCAACCUCUGGAUGCAAUCAAAGAUUACUAUGGAUCGACCAUCGCGAUAUAUUUUGCCUUCCUCGAGUACUACACGUUUGCCUUGGUCCCCCUGGUUCUGCUCGUCUUCACGUUCUCUAUAAUCAAUCUGGACGAACUGUGGUAUAACCUGAUAUUCGCCCUCAUCAAUGUUCUCUGGGGUACGGUUUUCCUGGAAUUCUGGAAGCGGAAUUGCGCAACAAUGACGCAUCGUUGGGGAACGUUGAAGCAAAGUUUAGCUGAAGAACAAGAGGAGGAUCCACGACCGUUGUACACAGGCGAAACACGAAUCAGUCCAGUAACUGGCAAGAAAGAGAUCCACUACCCAGAGCAUCAGCGCUACCUCAAGAUAUGUUGCGUCUCAGUACCGAUUGUUUUGUUUUGUAUUUUUAUUGCGAUUAGUGUAAUGUCCGGCUAUAUUCGUAUCCAAGACAGUCUGAAUGGACGAUACGAGAAAGAAACGGGUUUCAUGGCGACGUUUAUGACAACAAUGCCGAGUGUUCUCUACACUAUCGUCAUCCUUGUUCUCAAUAAUUUGUACCUCAGGACCGCUACGAAGUUGAACGACUGGGAAAACCAUAAACUGGAAUCUUCUUAUCAAAACCAUCUUGUUGUUAAAUUAAUUUCGUUUUUUUUCAUCAACAACUUCUACUCGUUAUUCCACAUUGCCUUCGUACUUCAAGACAUGGACCUACUAAGAAGUCAUUUGGCAGCGCUUAUGAUAACCUCACAGUUGACUGGUCAAGUCACGGAACAGCUAUUACCCUACGUUCUGUACAAGACACGCUCGACCAAAAUAAACACAGAAAGCAAAACAUUGGGUCUCUUUGGAAAGGCUGAAAACGACAUUGAAUAUCAAAUGAAGCAAGAACCGUACUGGGGUGUUUUUUGGGACUAUUUGGAACUAUUCUUACAGUUUGGCUACGUAUUUUUGUUCUCCUCUGUUUACCCAAUGGCUGCGUUCUGGGCGCUGUUCAACAACGUCUUCGAACUUAGAACGGAUGCGUUCAAGAUAUGCAAGAUUUCCCAGCGUGUGUUUGCCCAACCAUCGCAAGGAAUUGGAGCCUGGCAGACUGCAUUUGAAGUGAUGGGUAUCCUAGCAGUGAUGACAAAUUGUGCAUUGUUAGCAAUGUCUCCAAGCAUCCAACAAUGGCUACCAUCUGAUUUUUCAACUCUUAAUACCAUAUUUGUGUUUGUUGCAAUAGAGCAUAUUCUGUUAGGAAUCAAGCUUGUAAUAGCUGUGCUUAUCCCUGAUGUGCCUGGGUGGAUACAAGAGGAAUUUGCAAGAGAGGAAUACAAACGCAAAGAAGUUUUAGCAAAAAAAAGACUGCAAAGUAUAUCAUAGUUUUCAAACCAGUCUGUGAGUAAGACACUCCACAUGCAAAAUUUGGUAUGAAUAUUGUAUACAGAAUAACAAGUAUUGCUUUCCAUCUACUGAAUGGUAGAACAUCUACCAUAUAAGUCUUGGGUAUAUUACUUUCAAUUUUAAUAGUACAAACACAAUUGUGAAAUGUCAAAUAAAAUAUUGGAGAUGAAGUUUUGAAUUUCAGUCUGCACAGUAAUCUCACAGCACAAUAUUCAAAUUUUGCUAAAAAUCUGUUUAAAAUCUUACCUGGU
This is a messenger RNA of Dendronephthya gigantea, 2487 nucleotides long. Its product is annotated as anoctamin-10-like. The transcript has 13 exons. Gene Ontology annotation, cellular component: plasma membrane. Gene Ontology annotation, molecular function: chloride channel activity. Bases 248 to 2215 code for a protein of 655 amino acids. Lineage: Eukaryota; Metazoa; Cnidaria; Anthozoa; Malacalcyonacea; Nephtheidae. Gene Ontology annotation, biological process: chloride transmembrane transport. The record is from RefSeq and is a predicted model, not a curated record.